GGCGCGGCGGCCUCCAGAGCCGGCGAGGACUCCGUCCUGCAGUGGGUGCUGCUGCUCAUCCCCGCGACCGCCUUUGGCCUGGGGACGUGGCAGGUAGGCCGCCCGGCUCUGCGCCCUCAGCCCCGCGUCUGCCGAGGCUGACGCUGUGUCCCCGUAGGUUCAGCGUCGGAAAUGGAAGCUGAGACUGAUCCAGGAGUUGGAGGCCAGGGUGAUGGCGGAGCCCAUCCCGCUGCCCGCGGACCCGAUGGAGCUGAGAGAGCUGGAAUACAGGCCCGUGAGAGUCAGGGGGCACUUCGACCACUCCAAGGAGCUCUACAUGAUGCCCCGCACGCUGGUGGACCCGGCACGGGAGGCCCGCGAGGCCGGCCGCCUCUCCUCCUCCACGGAGAGCGGUGCCCAUGUGGUGACUCGGUUCCACUGCACUGACCUGGGAAUCACCAUCCUGGUCAACAGAGGGUUUGUCCCCCGGAGGAGAGUGAACCCCGACACUCGUCAGAAAGGCCAGGUGGAGGGCGAGGUGGAGCUGGUCGGGAUGGUGAGGCUGACGGAGACCAGGAAGCCUUUUGUUCCUGAAAACCACCCCGAGAGGAACCACUGGCACUACCGGGACCUGGCAGCCAUGGCCAAGGCUGCGGGCACCGAGCCCAUCCUCAUCGAUGCCGACUUCAGGAGCACUGUCCCAGGAGGCCCCAUUGGGGGACAGACCCGAGUCACACUCAGGAACGAGCACCUACAGUACAUUGUGACCUGGUACGGCCUCGCCGCGGCCACCUCGUAUCUGUGGUGGAAGAAGUUCCUGCGACGAGCCCCCUGAUGGACACAACCACUUGGGUUGACCACGUCAUGUCAUCACAAUAAAGCUGUAACUAGA
Ochotona curzoniae (black-lipped pika) is the source of this 871-nucleotide messenger RNA. Its product is annotated as surfeit locus protein 1. The coding region runs from base 212 to 814 and encodes 200 amino acids. Gene Ontology annotation, cellular component: mitochondrion; membrane. The transcript is spliced from 6 exons. NCBI's taxonomy places the organism in Eukaryota, Metazoa, Chordata, Mammalia, Lagomorpha, Ochotonidae. The record is from RefSeq and is a predicted model, not a curated record. Gene Ontology annotation, biological process: mitochondrial respiratory chain complex IV assembly.